Molecule: messenger RNA, 2133 nt
Organism: Bicyclus anynana (squinting bush brown)
Lineage: Eukaryota; Metazoa; Arthropoda; Insecta; Lepidoptera; Nymphalidae
Product: lipoma-preferred partner homolog
Exons: 1
Coding region: 273-1670 (465 amino acids)
Biological process (GO): cell-cell adhesion
Cellular component (GO): stress fiber; focal adhesion
Source: RefSeq, a predicted model, not a curated record
UCUGUGGUCAAAAAUAUGAGUCAAGCUCAUGCUCAAGUCAACAAUCAAGAUUCAAUUUCAAAGAAUUAAGAAAAGAAAAGAAAGUUCAAAGUACUAUUAGUACUUCACUUGUGUGAAUGUGAAUAUUUAUAUUUUAUAGCCAAUUUCUUUGUCAUAGAGUUGAAAUAUAGAAGUGGAACUACUGCUACUGAAUGCUACAUACAUUUCAAUAAAAUAAACAUGUGUUGCUGAGAUAAACUAAUCAAAAAGUUAAACAUAUAAUCUACUCUAAAAUGUCACGUCUUGAUAAUAUGGAUGCCUUAGAAAAGCAAUUAGCCGAAUUACAGAUGGCAAAAGAUCAAAGUUCACCUGGAAAAAUGAAAAAGAUACCACCAGCUGUGCCACCCAAAAAGAAGGCACAACCACAAGUUCCUCGCAGCGCUGCCGUCAGCACCUUACGUGAGCCUUCUUUUUCUACUAAAAUAUCUCCAAUACAAAACUUUGUGCCGCCGCCGCCGCCGCCUCCACCAACGUAUAGCAACGUACCGCGGCAUCCUAGUAAUAUUCAUCCAAUGCAUAAGGAUUACGCAAAUAUAACACAACUGUCACUUCAUAGCCAUCCAUUCAGACAGAACACAUCAAUGCCAACUAAAGGUUAUACCGCCAUGUACAGUAAUAAUCCACCCCCACCACCUCCUCCUCCAUUGCAUAUCACAGCUCCCAAGUCUUUUGAUUCGAAUCAUAAUGAAGAGUUUUUACCACCACCGUCACCGGUCAGCUCCAAUUAUAGUGAAUUAAUGAGAGCCACAGCCAAUCUGCCUUAUAAUCAAGACAGGCCAUCUUAUCCUGCCAUAUAUCAAAAUGAAUAUCCUGAGUAUGGAGUGUCACAAGCUUCAACAUAUGAAUCACUUUAUGAGCCUAUUAAUCCAACCCCAUCCAUAAAUAUGGGACAAACAAACAACAAUCAAACUUAUAAAAGCAACCUGAGACCUGCUGGUAAAUCUCCACUCCCCAAGGAAGAAGAGGUCGAUGCACUGACUAAUAUGCUCGUUCAGUCCAUAAGUGACAGUCAAGACUUAGACGUUUUUGGUACAUGUGUUAUAUGUGACCAAAGAGUUGUUGGUGAAAGUUCAGGAUGCACAGCAAUGGGGAAUGUGUAUCAUGUGACGUGUUUCUGUUGCCAUCAUUGCAAUAUGAAUUUGCAAGGCAAACCUUUUUAUGCUGUGGAAGGAAAUCCUUAUUGUGAGGUAGAUUAUUAUGAAACUUUGGAAAAAUGUUCAGUCUGCAAUGAUCCAAUUUUAGAUAGAAUUUUGAGAGCAACAGGCAAACCCUAUCACCCCACUUGUUUCACAUGUGUUGUUUGUGGGAAAAGUCUUGACGGUGUACCAUUUACGGUAGAUGCAAUGAAUCAAAUCCACUGCAUUGAAGACUUUCAUAAAAAGUUUGCACCACGCUGCUGUGUAUGUGAGUUGCCGAUUAUGCCUGAAGAGGGUGAAGAAGAAACUGUAAGAGUGGUCGCUUUAGACCGAAGUUUCCAUGUGCGUUGUUAUAAAUGUGAAGACUGUGGCCUAGUACUAUCUUCUGAAGCACAAGGCCGAGGAUGUUAUCCACUUGAUGAUCACAUUUUGUGUAAAGCUUGCAAUGCUCAUCGCAUACGUCUGCUUACCAAUGUAAUGACUACAGACCUAUAAAUUUAUAAACUUAUCACCACCCAGAUAAGACUUCUAUUUUUUUAGUUAUUGUUUUGACGUAAUAAUACUUUAUCAAUAUUACUUUUAUUUCUGCCAUUAAUUUAUUCCUAGUUUGUAAGUAUCAGUAAUGUAUUUAUCACUUAUUGUAUUGUAUAAAAUGUUCUAUUUUGGUAAGUCUUAUACAGUCUAAGUAAAGGUAUAUAGAGAUAUAUUAUAUUAAAUUAAGACUGACAUGGUGUAUGAACAUUGUUUGGAAAUCCAAAAUUGAUAAUAAUUUAAAUUGUGAUAUUAAAUAAAUAUUUAAAGUCAAUUAUGGAAUAACAUAAUAUAUUUACAUAAAAUAAAAUGUUACAGAGCAUUUAAAAUGCACUUUAUAAUCAUUAUUUUAGUAUUUAAGUGCUUAUGCAUGCAUUUGAUGGCAGCUGUAUUGAAUAUUUAUACAAUAAAUAUUUAAAAUAUACAA